AUGGCUUCUAUUCUUGCUACGGCCGGCCUGCUGCUUGCCCACGGUGUUUCUGCUUCGGCCAUCCAUUCCUCCACGCAUACCAAUGGAUUCUGCAAACAAUUAGAUAUCCCUGUGUUCGCUAGCUCGGAGAGUGCUAUCUACGAUACCCCCAAGGUGGAUAGUAACAUUGAUGCGAUAGCCUGGGCAAUCUACUCCGAUACCUGGAGCACUCCGGCAGGCGCAGCCAGAAUCAUCAAGAACACGACUACUUCCGAUACCUUCAACAUCCACGCCCAACUAUGUGUUCCCAGGGCUGCAGGAAAGAAAAAUGAUAUCCUGCAUAUUGCCACCCAUGGAGUCCAUUAUGACUCGAGAUACUGGGAUCCCACCCUCGAUCGCGAGAAACAGUCCUAUGUCGAGGCCACGCUCAGAGCAGGGUAUUCCAUCCUCACCUAUGACCGUUUGGGCGUGGGUAAAUCCGACAAGCCCGAUGCAUACGACGUCGUUCAAGCUCCCCUGGAACUAGAGAUACUUCGACAGUUGACUCUGAUGGCUCGCAAUGGGAAUGCAAGACCGGCCAAUGCAGCAUUCAACAAGGCCUCAAAACCGGCAAGCAAGAUUGUACACGUCGGCCACAGUUUUGGGUCCUUCCUUACCUCCGCAUUCAUCGCAAAACACAGCUCUCUGUCCGACGGAGCAAUCGUAACAGGCUAUCUGUUGAGCAAGUACCUCGGAAAGGCAGGUAUGGUGUCAUUCAAUGCCCAGUUUGCCCCUACGAGCUCUACCCCUUUCGACCGACCAAGUGGUUACGUUGUGUGCCAGAAGAGCGGUAUCCAAACCAUCUUCUUUGCCGGUGAUACCAAGACCGCGUUUACCAAGGAAAUGCUCGACUAUGGAGAUGCUAUCAAACAGCCUGUUCCUAUCGGAGAGUUUGCCUCUGCGUACCAUAUCAUUGGGCUGCCCGGGCCUAACUUCAAGGGGCCAAUUCAGUACAUGCUUCCAGAGUUCGACUUUUACAUCUGUGGCGGCGAUUGCAAGGGAAUUGCUGACAUGAAGGAGCUGAGGAAGACCUAUCCUAAUGCCGCCGAUAUCGAAGUUGCCAUACAGCCCAAUACUGGACACGCUUUUACCCUUCACAACAAUGCUACUGCUGGCUACCAGCUCACCUACGAUUUCUUGGCCAAAAAUGGGCUGUAA
Messenger RNA from Microsporum canis CBS 113480, 1176 nucleotides. RefSeq lists its product as hypothetical. The transcript has 2 exons. The coding region runs from base 1 to 1176 and encodes 391 amino acids. Lineage: Eukaryota; Fungi; Ascomycota; Eurotiomycetes; Onygenales; Arthrodermataceae. The record is from RefSeq and is a predicted model, not a curated record.